Molecule: messenger RNA, 3129 nt
Organism: Plasmodium fragile
Lineage: Eukaryota; Apicomplexa; Aconoidasida; Haemosporida; Plasmodiidae
Exons: 2
Coding region: 1-3129 (1042 amino acids)
Cellular component (GO): catalytic step 2 spliceosome; intracellular anatomical structure
Molecular function (GO): RNA binding; ATP binding
Source: RefSeq, a predicted model, not a curated record
AUGAAGGAAAAGGCGGAGGCGCACAAACGGUCCAUCCAAUUCGAAGAUGAUGAAACGAAAAAAAAAAUCCGGACAGAAGAUGACGAGGCGGUUAGAGAUGCCAAAAUGAGCGAAAACUCAUCACACCCCCUACAUCUGGAACACCGACAAGGUAGAAAUAAAAACUUAAAAAAUGACGCAGAAUAUAUUGAAUUAUUGAAAAAGGAUGCCCGAAGAAAGUACCUCAAAGAAAGAGAGAGGGAAAAGCUAGAUGUAACCAAGAAGCUACUGGAUGAUGAACUCCUAUAUAGUACAAUUAAAUUGGAGGGCAAGGAUCUUAAAGAAUUGGAACUGUCUAAAAGAAUAUAUGAUAUAGCUAAAGAAAACAUAAAGUUAAGGGAAAAGCUAAAAGAAAAUUAUUACGUCUUUCAAGAAGACUUGGACAAAUUUGAUGCAGCGAAAAAGGACGCCGAUGUUGAUGCUGUUCAAGUGAGAGAAGGGAAGGGAGACCCUUCCGCCUACAACUAUGAUGAACAGAUAAUCAGCAAAGGGAUUUUAAAAUUCGGUUCGGGGAGAAGGAAAGAAAAAAAAAGAAAAAAAAAAAAAAAAAGAAGAAGCGAUAGCGAUAGUGCUGUUGGUAGUAGCAGCGACAGUGGAAGAAGAUAUAGGGAGGAGAAAAAGCGCAAGGACAGAAGCGCCUUUUCCAGUGGAAGAGCUCACGCAGAUAGGGGCAUCCACAAGGGUCAUAGCCACCACCGAGCGAGGGAUGAUCGUGACGAGGAGGAAGUCUACGGAGGGGAAAGCGAAACGCGGGAGAAGUGUAGCAAGGGAAAAAAGAAGAAAAAGGGAAGCGAAAAUCGGGGUGGACAUAGUGACGAUGGCGAUGACCGUGGUCACCGCCGUGAGCGAGAUGAUGGGAAGCGGAACGGAAACGGCCUGACGGACGUGGUCCAAUUCGUGCACCUGGAUAGCCUCUACGGAAUGGACGAAAAGGAAAAGGAAUUGCAAAGGCUGUUUGAAGACAUUAAAAGGAAGAAAGAAAAAAAAAUGAAGAAAAUAAUCGAUGACAGGAAGAGGCUACCAAUAUAUAGUUACCGAUAUGAUAUUUUAAAAGCUAUAAAAAAUAAUAAAAUUUUAAUUUUAGUUGGAGAAACAGGAAGCGGAAAGAGUACACAGUUAACGCAGUACCUUUAUGAGUGUAAGUACCAUCUGUAUGGAAACAUAGUUUGUACGCAACCCAGAAGAAUCGCAUGUAUAGCCAUAGCAAAUAGGGUGGCAGAUGAAAUGAAUGUGAAAGUGGGAAAGGAAGUUGGAUACGUUAUUCGAUUUCAAAAUAAAACAAGUGAGUCUACAAAGAUCGUGUACAUGACGGAUGGAAUGUUCCUACGUCUUUUAUUGUACAACCCAACGCUGGAUGACAUUUCGGUAUUAAUAAUUGAUGAAGCUCAUGAACGGGCUUUACACACAGAUGUUAUUCUUCCUAUAAUAAAGGAUAUUUGUAAUUUCAGGGAGGAUAUACGGAUUAUCAUAUCUUCUGCCACUCUAGACGCUGAGAAAAUUUCAACCUACUUUAACUGCGCCCCCAUAUUUUAUGUGCCGGGUAGAAAAUACAAUGUUGAUAUUUAUUACACGAUAAAUAAUGAGAGUAAUUAUUUGUCUGCCAUUGUGAUUACAAUUUUGCAGAUCCAUGUUACGCAGGACAAGGGAGACAUUUUGGUCUUUCUUCCUGGUCAGUUUGAAAUUGAGCUGGUGCAACAGGAGCUGGAAAAUAAGCUGAUCGAACUAGCUCCAAGAUUUCGGAACAUGCUGGUUUUGCCCAUUUAUUCAUCCUUGCCCGUGGAGCAGCAGGCGCGGAUAUUCGAGGAUGUGGGGGAAGCCGCGGACAGCGGCAACCCUGGGGCAGCAGAGAUGGAAGCGGCGCAGAAUGAGGGCGAGCAGCGUGAGGCCGAGCAACAUGCAGCUGAGGAAGCACCUUCUACCAACGCGAACAUCCAAACGAAGGACGUCGCGCCAGCCAAUCAGCCCAAGGCAGUCAUGUGGAGAGGAACCAGAAAAAUUAUCCUAUCAACAAACAUUUGCGAAACGAGUAUCACCAUAGACAAUAUCGUGUAUGUGAUUGAUUCAGGUCUGUGUAAGCAGAAAGUGUACAACCCAAACUCCGGAAUUGAAUCCUUGGUAACUUUACCAUGCUCCAAAGCAUCUGUGAAUCAAAGAACCGGUAGAGCAGGUAGAAAACAAGAUGGAAAAUGUUUUCGCCUCUUCACCAAAAAGUCAUUCAUUGAUUUGAAUGACAACUCAGUUCCAGAAAUUCAACGCUGCGAAGUCAGCAGUAUGAUUUUAUUGCUGAAAAGUUUAGGAAUGGAUGACAUUAUAAAUUUCGAUUUUUUAGACCCUCCUUCCCCGGUGGUCAUAAUAAAAGGCUUAGAACUUUUAUACUCCUUGGGUGCACUAAAUGAUGAAGGCAAUUUAACCAAAACUGGAAGGAAGAUGGCUGAAUUUCCUACAGAUGUAAAGUCAAGUAAAAUGAUUCUAUCAGCAUCUGAGAAGUACAAUUGUGUGGAGGAAAUUUUAUGUAUUACGGCUAUGCUAACACAUGCAAAUAAUAUUUUUUAUGUUCAAAAAGGAAAGGAAAAAGAGGCGGAAAAUGUGAAGAAAAUGUUUACUAUAGAAGGUGGUGGAGAUUUUCUCCUUCUCCUAAAUAUAUAUAAACAAUGUGAGGAGAACAACUUCUCCACGUCAUUUUGCUAUGACCACUUUUUGCAAUACCAUACUCUGAUAAAAAUUAAGGACAUCAAAACGCAGUUGGUGAGCAUAUGUGAGAAAAUCGAUUUGCCCACUAGCUCUUGUGGUAUUCAGAAUCACGACGCCAUAUGUAGCCUGAAGAAGUGCAUUGUCAGUGCCUUUUUCACGAAUGCUGCUUUGCCCGUUAAUAAAACUGAACUUAAAAUUAUAAAGCUUAAUCAGGUCGUUAGCAUAUACCCCAGCUCAGUCCUUGCGAAGAAAAAUAUCAUGGAGGAACACAAAAAUGCUUGCAUCAUUUUUUACGAAGUUAUUAAGAUAAAUAAGUCUUACAUACGCCACAACAUCCCUGUUAAUAAGGACAUGCUCUACGAGAUCGCAUCGUUCUACUUGCUCAGCAAGAUUGCCUGA